GGCGAAGUAAGGCUGUACCGAUGGGGGAGACGGUAACAAUUAUUAGGCAUCAUGAGAUUUUUGUCAAGUCUCGUUUUUGCAGCACUUUUGAUGAAACAGGUUUUAGGUGAAUAUGGAAUGGCACAUUUCAGUGAAUGGGGGAGCAAAGGCAAAGAUUACUGCAUUUUCUUCAACUCCCAGUGGGCUCGACUACCUCAGGAUCUCAGUAAAGCAGUGCGGCUGCAGAUUUUUGAUCUCACCACCUCUGCGCUGUGCUCCCCCUCGGAUGUACCUGAGGGUGGCUUCCCAAACAGUAUCCUAAUGGUGAUGAGAGGAAAUUGUACUUUCUAUGAGAAAGUCAGAUUGGCUCAGAUCAACGGUGCCAAGGGACUUCUGAUCGUCAGCAAAGAUAGACUUACACCGCCAUCGGGGAACAAGUCUCAGUAUGAGGAGAUUAGCAUCCCAGUGGCUCUGCUCAGCUAUAAAGACAUGCUGGACAUCAGGAAGACAUUUGGGGAAAACAGGCAGGUGGCCAUGUAUGCACCCUAUGAACCAGUGAUAGAUUACAAUAUGGUGAUCAUCUUCCUGAUGGCAGUUGGCACUGUAGCUGUUGGAGGAUACUGGGCUGGCAGCAGGGACAUUAAAAAACGUUACAUGAAGCACAAGAGAGAUGACAGUGCCGAGAAACAAGAUGAGGAGACAGUUGACGUCACUCCUGUCAUGAUUUGUGUAUUUGUGGUCAUGUGCUGCACUAUGCUGGUGCUCUUGUAUUUCUUCUAUGAUCACUUGGUGUAUAUGUCUAUAGCUACAUUCUGUUCGGCAUCAGCUGUCGGUCUGUACAGCUGUCUUUGGCCUAUUGUACGAAGAAUACCCUUCGGGAAAUGCAGGAUACCUGAGAAUAACCUGCCGUACUGCCAUAAGCGGCCACAGGUGCGCAUGCUGCUGCUUUCGGCCUUCUGCGUAGGAGUUAGUGUCACCUGGGGAGUUUUCCGCAAUGAAGACCAGUGGGCAUGGGUGCUUCAGGAUGCAUUAGGUAUCGCAUUUUGCCUCUACAUGCUAAAAACAAUCAGACUGCCCACUUUCAAGAGUGGUGAAAGUAUCAUGGUAGAGGUGGCGACUGGACCCUCCAAUUCCUCCUCACAUGAAAAGCUUCCAAUGGUGCUGAAAGUGCCCAGGUUAAACGCAUCUCCUUUGGUCCUGUGUGACAGGCCCUUCUCUCUACUGGGCUUUGGGGAUAUCUUGGUACCAGGUCUGCUUGUAGCAUAUUGCCACAGAUUUGACAUUCUCAUGCAGACUUCUCGAAUAUACUUCCUGGCUUGCACUAUUGGCUAUGGCAUCGGCCUGCUCAUCACAUUUGUGGCUCUGGCUCUGAUGGAGAUGGGUCAGCCUGCCCUCCUUUACCUGGUGCCUUGCACACUCCUCACCAGCCUUGCUGUGGCUCUGUGGCGCAAGGAGCUGCCUUUGUUCUGGACAGGAAGUGGAUUUGUGCCUCCUCCAAUUGUGAUGGAACAAAUUAAUUGUACCCAAACCACGGGAGAUUCCAUAGCUGAACCCCAGUCCAAUCCAGAGGCGCAGGACUCUGAAAUGACCAAUCAGUGUGAGGAACCUCCUCCACCAGCCCAAGAUGACGUUUCGCAUCUUAAAGAUGCAGCUACUACAUAAAGACAAAAGACUCAAAGGAUGCUAAUUUCUUGUUAAUUUUAAGUCAGUUAUAGCUUUUAAGUGCACUUGCUUUACAGAGAGGAAAAGUGACAAUAUUUGUUUAAAGCCUUUGGAAGCUGGCAGUCUGCUUGAACCAAAGCCAUGGAGACACAAGAACGCAACAACAUCAGCUGUGCUUCGUCCAACAUGAAUCUGCUUCAGUUCAUGAUGGAUGCUAGUAAAUGAAUAGUUCACCCAAAAAUAAAUUCAUCAUUCACCUCAUGUUGUUCUAAACUCAUUUGACUUCCUUUCUUUUCUGGAACACAAAAGAUGUAAGGCAGAAUGUUAGUUAGCCUCAGUCACCAUUCACUUUCAUUGUAUGGAAAAAAGAUAAACAGAAAUGGAACAAUAUGAAGGUGCCAAUUGUUUUAUUUUUGGGUGAACUAUCCCUUUAGGAGAGCUUUAAAUGGACAGCUUUCAUCUUCUACACAGUGAUCUCUAUUGGGUCUGGCUGUGUGUGUUUUUUAUUUUGUUUUCUCAUUUUUUGUUUGUCAGUGUUAAAAAUCUCUCAGUAAAUGAAACGUAGCGCAGCUAGACAUUUUCCAGAAAUGUCACAUUUUUAAUUAGGGCUCACUGAAAAGCCCUAAUUAUUCAUUCAUGUUGAUACUUGGUUUCCUGUAAAUAACACAACUGGUUGGUUCAGUCCUUUUCAUAAGAGCGCUGAAGUAUCCCAUCCUCUUAAAUACUUUGCUAAUAAGAACCAAGGCUGAGGUGUCUGGGAUAAUGUUUCAUUAUUUUCAUCUUCAGGACAGGGCUCUGAGAUUUGAGUGCUUUGGACUGGUUGAGGUACUCUGAAUAUUUAAGAGCGGUACUGUAAAACAAGGCCACAUCAUUUCUCAAAAACAAGAACUUUUAUAUUGGUUUGAAAUUAGAUUUCUGCUUUAGUUGCAUUUUAAAUAUCUUAUUCUAUGGCUCAAUAAAAGGACACAAUGUAUUUAGAAUGUGCAAUUUACUUGAUGCAAUGCAACGUAAGAACUUAAGUGCAGUUUACAAAGAUACUUUCCUGUCCAUCUAUUUUCUAGUAUUUCUGAAUUUUGUGCUUUUAUUUUUAUUUUCAAGUUGUUUUUAGUCUAAAGUUUUGCUCUGAUUCGCCCCCAUCAAAUGGUUUAAAGGGACAGCUCACCCCAAAAUGAAUAUUCUAUCAUCAACAGAAAAGAUGCUUAGCAGAAUCUUAGCCACUGAAACCUUUUUUUUUUUUUUCUUUCAUUGCAUAAUUUGUCCACACAAUUAUGGUGAAUGGUUACUGAGGCUAACGUUCGGCAUAAUAUCUCCUUUUGUCUUCCAUUGGAAAAAGUGAUACAGGGUUAGAACCUCAUGAGGGUGAGUAAAUGAUGACAGAAUUUGCAUUGUUGGGUAAACUAUCUCUUGAAGUAAUUUAUUAUGCAUAAAUUCUAUUGAAAAAGUGUCACACCUCCCUGUUGCAUUAAAAUUGUCUCAGUCUUUAUAUUGAGUCAUGUGAAAUAAUCAUGUGGACAAGUUAGAUAUCAGUGACAUCUUUAUUAAUGACUAUGUAUUCAUACUCCUGCAGGAGGUCAUGAGUUAUUUUCUUAAUCUUCAGAGACAUGAAGCUCUGUUUUAUUAGAGAUCGUAUGCUAAUAGUGUUAAAGUGUGGUUUUGAAAACUUGAAGAGUGCACAUAUUAAAGGAAUAAUGCAUCAAGUGAUUUGCAGUGUAU
Molecule: messenger RNA, 3354 nt
Organism: Xyrauchen texanus (razorback sucker)
Lineage: Eukaryota; Metazoa; Chordata; Actinopteri; Cypriniformes; Catostomidae
Product: signal peptide peptidase-like 2B
Exons: 14
Coding region: 52-1641 (529 amino acids)
Biological process (GO): membrane protein proteolysis
Cellular component (GO): Golgi-associated vesicle membrane; lumenal side of endoplasmic reticulum membrane; cytoplasmic side of endoplasmic reticulum membrane
Molecular function (GO): aspartic endopeptidase activity, intramembrane cleaving
Source: RefSeq, a predicted model, not a curated record